GAAACUAUGAGCAUCAGUAUGGGACAAAGGUGGACCGGACGGUCACCAACUCCCACUUGUUUCCCAACAAGAUGUUAGAGAAUGUGGAAAUUGGAUCGUUAUUAUGUUGACGUAUGCAGCAGGAUUAUGAACACAUAUUUCCACUACCAAGUUACCAACAGUCUGACCCAGUCUCUAUCUUCAUCUGCUUUGUCCAUUUGGAGCUCUGGUUCAAAGAAAAUUGUCCACUUUUAGGGUCGACUACCAGCAGUGUUGAGUCUGCAAACUUUCAUCUUCAAUUGAAAAAGCGCACGAACUGGUUUACUACUUUUAACGCAAAAAGCCACCUCAAUUACAAAAGCAUGAAUAUUUCAAGAUUUAUAGCGAGAGACGAAAGUCCCUUUAAAGAGAAGGCUCUCAAAAGUCAAAAGCUUCACUUCUCUUCUGUUUUCUAAAGCCGUAUUUUUGUGAGUUUUAUGUCACCGCUUUAGCUCUGCUACAUGUUCAGACUAUGUUAACUGCAAAACGAUCACUUCGUGGUUCCUUCCUCGAAGCUCUGCGUUUCUGAAAUGCAGGAACACAAGCGGAGGCUUUGGAGUAUAAACUGGGGUCUCUGCGUUCUCUCUCAUACAUUCCAUCUGGGCGUUUACUAAUGUAAUGAGAUGGGGCUUGAGGGGAGGGGAGAUAAUAAAUUGCUUGGACUGAGAAUGACCUCAAAGCACAAACGUUCAAAGAGCUUUCCUGAUAAGAAAAUAGUGGAGCAAGAUGGUAUCAAUAAUUCCUUUGAGGCCUCAGAUCGUAAAAAGCUGGAUAUGGGGCACUUAAGGGAUAUUGAAACGAAGAAGAAACAAUCCCCUAAGGCUGAAGUUCAAAAUUCUUUAAAGCAAGAGAUUCUACAGCUUGAGAAGAGAUUACAAGACCAAUUUGAGGUCCGCCAUGCUUUAGAAAAAGCAUUGGGUUAUAGGUCUUCCUCUCAUGACAAUACAGCUGAAAUCUUAAUGCCCAAGCCAGCCACAGAGUUAAUCAAGGAAAUCGCAGUGUUAGAGUUGGAAGUUGUGUAUUUGGAGCAUUAUCUUCUCUCCUUAUACCGGAAAGCAUUUGAUCAACAAGUAUCCUCUGUAUCUCCAUCUGCCAAGGACGAAAGGCUAAAAUCGCCAAUAAAUACUCCAAGGGGGAGGAUUCCCCAAGCUUCCAGUCCUGAUAUUACAUCAAAGAGGGAAAGUUCAGCAAUACAAUCUGGUUGUCAAUUACUUGAAGAUCCUGUCAAGGAAUCCAAUGGAAUUGGUGGAGAAGAGAAGCUAUUAUAUUCUGGUGUUCAUCGCUGUCACUCCUCAUUAUCCCAACAUCCUGUGUUUUUUACUAGAACUUCCCCUCCAGCAGACUCUUUGGAUAAGGCUCUACGUGCAUGUCACUCCCAACCUUUGUCCAUGACGGAGUAUGCUCAGAAUGCGUCAUCAAACAUAAUCAGUCUGGCAGAGCAUCUUGGUACCCGCAUCUCUGACCAUGUUCCAGAGACAUCUAACAGGCUUUCUGAAGAUAUGAUCAAGUGCAUAUCAGCUUUAUAUUGCAAGCUAACAGACCCACCUUUAACUCAUAAUGGCUUGUCGUCUCCCAAUUCAUCCAUGUCCUCAAUGAGUGCCUUUUCCCUGCAAGAUCAUGGUGAUAUGUGGAGUCCUGGGUUCAGGAAUAAUUCAUCUUUUGAUGUACGCUUAGAUAAUCCUUUCCAUGUGGAAGGACUCAAAGAGUUCAGUGGACCAUACAGCACAAUGGUUGAAGUGCCCUGGAUCUACAGAGAUGGUCAGAAACUUGGUGAUACUGAACACCUACUACAGAAUUUCAGGUCACUUAUCUGUCAAUUGGAAGAUGUAGAUCCUAGGAAGUUGAAACAUGAAGAGAAACUAGCAUUCUGGAUUAACAUACACAAUGCAUUGGUGAUGCAUGCAUUCUUGGCUUAUGGGAUCCCACAGAACAAUGUCAAGAGAGUUUUUCUACUCUUAAAGGCUGCAUAUAACAUCGGUGGUCAAGUCAUCAGUGCAGACACUAUUCAGAGUUCUAUUCUAGGGUGCAGGAUGUCUCGUCCUGGACAGUGGCUUCGCUUUUUACUUUCUCCAAGAAUGAAAUUCAAAUCUGGAGAUGAACGGCAAGCAUAUGCAAUUGAGCAUCCAGAACCCCUGUUACACUUUGCCCUCUGUUCAGGAAGCCAUUCUGAUCCUGCGGUUCGUGUUUACACUCCCGAGAGAGUAUUUCAAGAACUGGAAUCUGCAAAAGAAGAGUACAUUCGGGCUACCUAUGGUGUAAGCAAAAAUCACAAAAUCCUUUUACCAAAGAUGGUCGAGUCAUUUAUGAAGGACUCUGGUUUGUGUCCAGCUGGAGUGAUGGAAAUGAUCCAACAGUCGUUGCCUGAAUCUUUGAGGAAGAAUGUUAAGCAAUAUCAGCUAGGGAAGUCCCGCAAGAGCAUCGUGUGGGUUCCUCACAAUUUCACCUUUCGGUAUUUGAUCUCUAAAGAGCUGGUUAAGUGAUUACUUGCAUGGAAAUCUGCAUAAUGCUUGAGGUAGAUUGCAAUGUUCGGAAGAAUUUAUAUUUAAGAAAAUUAUACUUUUCUUUUGUACAAAGUAGAGCGUGAAGUAAGAUCAAAAGGAGGGAUACAUGUGUGAUCUAUGGCUUUUUCUUACUUACAUCAUGUUUCUCCAUCUCUCAUUGUAAUUUCCCCACAGAGAGUAUCUAGUAUUAAUAUAUUUUUGUAAAAAAAUGGAGAUUCUGCAUUGUGAAAUGUAAA
Juglans microcarpa x Juglans regia is the source of this 2755-nucleotide messenger RNA. RefSeq lists its product as uncharacterized. NCBI's taxonomy places the organism in Eukaryota, Viridiplantae, Streptophyta, Magnoliopsida, Fagales, Juglandaceae. Bases 642 to 2498 code for a protein of 618 amino acids. The record is from RefSeq and is a predicted model, not a curated record. The transcript is spliced from 12 exons.